Molecule: messenger RNA, 15534 nt
Organism: Mus musculus (house mouse)
Lineage: Eukaryota; Metazoa; Chordata; Mammalia; Rodentia; Muridae
Gene: Epb41l1
Product: erythrocyte membrane protein band 4.1 like 1
Exons: 26
Coding region: 7366-12138 (1590 amino acids)
Biological process (GO): cortical actin cytoskeleton organization
Cellular component (GO): cytoskeleton
Molecular function (GO): structural molecule activity; actin binding; cytoskeletal protein binding
Source: RefSeq, a predicted model, not a curated record
CUGUUACUUCUAAAAAGUUUAAAGUUUUACUUUCCAAAUUUAGGUUUUUAAUACAACUGAAAGUUAUGUUCAUGUUACAAGGCAGGAAUCCAGUUUUAUUUUUUUCCAAACGAAUAACCAAUUGUUCAAAAUUAUUUUUAAAAUAAUCCAUCUGUACCAGUUUUUCAGGGUUGACAUAACAAAUUAGUACCAACUUGGUGACUUAGAACAAUUGAAGUUGAUUUUCCCACAGUCCAGGAGGUCAGAGGUCAAGGUAUCAGUGAUGUGGGUUCUUUUAAUGACUCUGAAGGGGGACACACCCAGUGGUUCCCUCCUGGCUUCUGAUGGUGGCUGCCAUCUUGGCAUUCCUUGGCUUGUCUGUGGAUGUGCCUUCUGAGUGUGACUCCAUCUUCACAUUGUUUUCUGAAUGUGUUCUUCUGAGGGGACUAGUUUUUGGAUUUAAUCUUUGGAAGCCCACCCUAAAUUCAAGAUGUUUCAUUUGUGUUUAUUGUGGUUUUUGAGACAGUGGGAAACAGUCUCAUUUCUCAUUAUGCAGCUAAACUGGCCUCCAACUGGUCUCAAAGUGGCAAUCCUCCUGCCUCUACCUACUGAGUGCUGUGAUGUACCCUCACUGCCAUGCUCAAAUUAGUGCCUGGGCAUGCAGUCCAUAAAAUCCUUAAUUAACUGCAUCUGUAAAGCCCCUGGUUCUGCUUUGCUUUGGAGGUCUCACUAUGUAGCCUAGGCCGGCCUGGAACUCAUUAUGUAGUUAGUAUACUACAGUCCUCUUGCUCCAUCCUCCCCAGUGUUGAGAUUGUGGGUGUGAGUCACUGUGUCCAUCUUAGACCCUGUUACCAAAUAGGUUAAUAGUUUUAGUCUCAGGGAGGACACAAACUGGAGGUGACCCCACUCAGUGCAUCGUCACACUUUUUACUGCCCUUUUGCAAAUGCCAUUUAGGCCAUGAGAGUGACUAUUUUAUUUUCUUGUGUGUGUGUGUGUGUGUGUGUGUGUGUGUGUGUGUGUGUGUGUGCAUGUGCACACUUAAGGGCAGGCACAUGCGUGGAGGUAAGAGGCUAGUUUUCAAGAUAAGUGUCUCCACUUUUACUUUGUUGGGGCAGGGUCUCUCUAGUUGUUUCUGUCAUUCUGUCCUCUGGGCUGGCUGUGUCCUUGGGCUGGCUGUGCCCUCCGAGGUUGGCUGUGUCCCCUGGCAUGGCUGUGUCCCCUGGGAUGGCUGAACUUGAAGCUUCUAGGUGACUCUUCUGUCUCUACCUCCCAUUUUGCCUUAGGAGGACUGAGAUAGCAGAUGAAUCACCACAUGUGUCUUUUUGUGUGUUCCAAACCCAGAUCUCAGGAUGUCAGUUUUGUGCACUGAGCCAUCUUGCCCCUGCCCUGUUUUGUGUUUUGAGAUAGGGUCUGUCUUACUGUGGAAGACCUUGACCUCCAAUUCUGUCUGUAUUUGCCUCCUAGAGGGUGGGGCCGCAGGCAGAGCACUCAGUUUAUACUAUGGAGCUCUGAUGAAACACAUUUUUCAUGUACUAAUCUUAUUUAAUACUUACACUAAUACUUCAAGGUAGAUACUUCUAAAACCACCCACAUUGUGAGGGGAUAUACCUGUCAGCAUUUGCCAGCUUAUGAUAUGAUAACAAACAGUCCCAAGCCUUCAGUGGCUUACAACACAAUUUUCUUCUUUGAAUCCACAUCAGUGGCAGGCGGUUGUGGGUCUUCUUUCACUCUCUGCUCAGUGUGUCUUUUCCUAGGUGCAAAUAUAGGCACGGUUCCUAUACAAGAUGCACUGUUCCCCUGGCAAAAAGUAUUAAGAGUAAGAUCUUAGACUCAGACAUGCCUUGGCCUUCAGUUCCCCAGUUUCUAUUUCACUGGCCAAAGCAAUUUUUGCGGUCAGCCUUGACAUGGGCUGGGGAAGUGCACUCCUCCUGGAUAGUGUCUGAGUCACAGGGCAACUCAGCAACUCGCUAGGUCAUUUAAGGGACCCUCACACUGGCAAAGGAGAGAGGCAAGAGGUGAAGAGCAAUGCUUUACUGUAGGGGUUAGAGAGCCAAGUGAGAAAAUGCUGAAUCUGGAUUCAAACUCGGUCUCUAAGGCCACAGUAUACACAGGUCUCUACUGCCUGCUGGGCGGAAUGGAUCCCUGAUAGGUAAGAUGCAAAUUUACCCUGGCUCAGCCUCUUUCCUUCCAUGAGUGCUGAACUCACUCUUUCAGACACCAGUCUAUUCUCAAUUCUUUUGAGAGAAUUAUUACCAUGUGCUACACAGCUCUUUGUAAACACAUACUGUCAACCCCUCAUAUUGGGUGGGUGGGGGUGGGGGGUCUACACCUACUGAGAACCACUGCCCUGGAGGAUGUCAGUAUUAGUAUGUCCCUUCUCUUACCCCUCUGAAGGGUGAGGAUACAUUCUUUGUCGUGGGUGCCCUCUGCCCCUCAUGCAAUGUUCCCAGAGUAUUGGGGGUGGGGUGGGGGAAUGAGGUAAAUAGGGAACACACGCUGUAACUGGAGCAUUCUCUUCAGGAUGACAACACUUGGCCUAUUUCCCACCUCUCUAAACUGAGCUUAGCACCUUGUGCUUAGGUGGCUCUGACAGGUCAGUGCCACCUGACUCACCAUGUGAGCCUCCAGCACUGUCACCACCAGGCCCUGGAUUGGGGUGUCUGAUGUGGGAGAAGAAAGACACAAAUAACUUCCAACCUUCUAGAAGUCUUUCCUCUCCCCCAGGAAGAACACCGGAAGUCCUUCCCUUAGGUGGGCUGGACAGUUUCCUCCUAGGAGGAAGAGGGGUCCUCGGAAGUGCAGAAUCAAGAGCUGGGAAGAGGUAUGUCCCCUCACGGCCCCUUGGAAGCUUAAUUAACUAGUCCGAGUGGCUGAACUGAACCUCUGGGCAUCUGUUUUUCCUGCUGAGAACUAGCAAUAGCAGUGGUCUUGUUCUUCUCCUUAGUUACUUUCAAAACACACAGUAAAGUGCUGGGUGUCUUCAGGAAGACACAAGAACCUGUGCUGGAACCUCCCCGAUAGACCAAAUGGCUGCAGGAAGAUUUGGAAUUUCUACAAGCCACGCCACAGUGUCCUCGUCUAUAAAAUGGAGAUGAUAAUUAGAGCUAUCUCCCAGGAUGAGAAAAUUAUGGAGAUGCCUAGCAUGUACCAAGGCUUCAAUAAUGUUGGUUAUUUCCAAACAGGAUAAUGAUGCUGGUUAUAUAAGGGAAAAACCCAGGAUUCAUUGGUGAAAGGUGGUGGACCAGCCUGGGGUGCAGUUCAGUGGUAGAUUGUGUGCUUUGAAGGAGCAAGACCCAGGGGUUCAAUCCCCAGAAAUGAAAGGAAAACAGAGCAUCAGACUCAAAUGUCUUAGAACUGGUAGAUUCUUUCAGCCAAGUGUGGGGUGUGGUUCAAAGGAAUGAGGAAGCUGUCCAGGAGGUGACAGGGCACACAGCACAAUUUGCCUUUAAAGACCUGGGGGGAAGGGCAAUGUUCGCUGACCAUUCCAAAAGUUCAGGGGCCCUUGUUCCUCAUCUCAAUAGACUUGUCAGCUCCUCUUCUCUUCUCUGGACUCCCCAUUAAGUCACCAAAAUCCUAUUGCUGCUUCUUUGAAAUAAUGAUAACAACAGUAAGUAAGGAGACCACUGUUAUUUUGAAAGUUGUACAAGUUUUCUCUUAUACACUAUCCCAGGAACCUUCCAUUCUGUCUCCCAUUCAAAGGAGCCAAAGUUAGGAGAGGCCUGGAGAUCACUCUGCAUGCCACACAUGGAAAUACUGAACUCUGAAAGAAGGCACUCACCACAGGCAAACCAUAAACUAAUGGCAGAGGCAGGAUUAGAACCCAGGGGUCCUACUCUAGCCCAGGUCUCCUUUCAAGUCCUUGGGUUCCUAGUCCCAAUUUCUUGGACCACUGCAGUCUUCCAACUGAUCGCACCUGACUCUGAUCUCUCCUUAUGAACUUGUUCCAGUGUGACAGUGUCCCCAUCAGAAUGUGUAGCUCCUGUAGAGGUGAGUCCUGUGAUGGAUCCAGUUGUGGUCUAUCCAGGGCAGCACAGACCACACCACAUGAUGGUCUAGCAGCAUGGCCUUGAUCUUGACUUUUCCCUCCUAUUAGGACUGGCUUGCUGUCACCUUGAGGGGUUGUCAUCUGGUUCCUGAUUGUGCCUCUCACUGAAGAUAUGGUCUCUCCUUGAGUAGUUAUUGACAGGAAGUUGGUCAAAGUGACCAGUCUGAUUUGGGGCAACUCCAAACAUUAGAGAAGGUUUUUGCUUAUUUGUUUUUCUUUUCUCUCUUCUCACUGCUGGAGAAUGGAACUGAAGGCUUCCCUCCACGCAAGACAAGUGUUCUACCCACUGAGCUACACCCCCAGCUCUAGAGAGUUCUUUAUGGACUCAUUCUCCUGAAGGUCUACCCAACUGGAGUUAAAUGUAAUUCCUUCAAAUUCAUUCUACCAUAGAAUCUAUAAUCAUGUUUCAUAUGAGCCAGGUCUUGGGUGGACUAGGGGCUGAGGGGAACCAGCAGAUCUGUUCCACGUGGAUCCUUCAGAGGAGACCUAAGGGUUCACGCACACAGAUGAUGUUGUCUUGCUUAGUAGACAUAAAUACAGUAAUAGGGAACAGAUCACAUUUCCUUUUUGGGUGACAGCCUGCAGAUGGCUGGAGACAGCCACCACACCCUUCUCCAGACCACUUACACAUGUCACGUGAUGCUCAAGUCCUCAGCAUUCUGGUCCCCUCCUUCAGAUAUGCUUCAGUGUGAGUGUCUCUCUCAGACGUGGGGUCUAGAGUUGAGUCCUGUGGUCCAGCUGGGAUCUCUCUAGGGCAACCGGAGAAGCUGCUUGCAGCUCUAGUUUUGGUUGACAGAAUGUAUUCACCCUCUUGCCACACCACAUUGCAUUAUUGAGCUCAAGGUCAAGUAAAAAUCUUGAAUCUAUUUUCAUGGAAACUGCUCUUAAUCUAGAUUCUUCUAGACCACGUUUUGAGCAUGAUGAUAUCAAGGAGACACUCACUCUUGUUACCAGCCCCCCACGUGACUGUUAACUGUAAAGAACAUAAAAUUAGGUGUGAAGUUUCUCAGUGCACCGGUCACAUCCUAACUGCGCAGUAGCCACAGGUAGCCGGUGGCUGCAGACAGUAGGAUCAUAGAAAUUUCUCGCCGGAUCAUACCUUACACUUAUUCUGCACGGCAGCUCCUUCUGUAAGUUCCAGCUCAGUCUUCAAGCCUGUCGAGAUCUUCUGGAAACUUAUUCUGGUUUCCACAGUGUUCUCUCUGCCCCUCUGUCUCUCGCUGUCUCUUCCUCUCUGUCUCUAUCUCCUCCUGACAGCAGCAGAUCUGAUUAGCAGUUCAGAUUUCCUCCGCUUCAUCUAAAACCAGUGAUAACAGUCCCUCGCCCCAGAGCAGAGGGCAUCGGAGCCAUGCCCAUGCCAUGAGAUAGUUGUUUAACAAAUUAGGUCUCCGAAUCAGGGUCUGUGCUUGGUAUCAGGAAACUACAUGGAGACAGAAAACACCCAUAAACAGAAUCCUGUCAUGGUGGGUGCUGACUGGAGUAGGUCAAUUACUGCCACCUCACAUUCAGGGCUGGCCUGAUGGCUAAAUAUGGGAGUUCAAAAUCAACGUCCAGGAUCCUGCCUCUGCCCCUUUCCAAGCUCCUUAGUGACUUUGUGCUCACGGCUACCGUCUGUUGCAACUGUACAGAUGAAAUGAGACAUGGAAGUAUUUCUUCCAUGCAGUGGAGCGGCUGAGUGAGCACUGCUGAGUCCUGUCUUAGGUAGGGCCUUGGUUUCCUUAGUUUUGUCCUCUCAGUUUAUCAAUGUCCCUGGAGGUCCAAACCAGGCCUCCCCUUCUGGAUUUAUCUAUUCAGCUGUUUGAUUCCAAUCUGCUCUUAGCAUCCUGUAGCAGAGUGGUGGGGGUGGGGAGGAGGAGAUGGGACCGCAGUGAAGAACCAGAAUUACUGGCCUAGCCUUUGAUUCUGUGCUACCUGGGGCAGACUCAGGUGGAUCCCAGCUACCACUUAAGAUAAGGUAAGGUCACAAGAGGUGAAGGUGUUUACAUUUUGGAGUCAUUUGCCUAGGUUGUUACCCAUGCAGAGGCCUCUAAUAAAACCCGGUAAGUUCUUACAUUUACUUCUUCCUUUUCUUCCCUUCAAAGUCUAACAAAGGAGGCUUGGUAUUCCUGGCCUUCUGAGGUCUGGCCCUUGCUCUGGGAACCCAAGCUCAGUUUCUUCAGCUAACCCCAUAGACGCCCUACCUUCUAUGGAUACUAUUCUAGGUUCACUGUUUUCGUUACUUUGUCCUUUUCCUAUGCUUAGCUUUACGUGUGUGUUCAAAGCAGUACCUUCCGGCAGGAGCCUGUAAGGUCCAGGGCGGAUAUAAUCAUAAUUCAGAGAAACGCUUGACUUUGGGCAUGCUUGGGCCUGUGGGUCCCCAGGGUCUUGGGACCAGGGGCUCGGCCCUUGCUUCCAAAGAGUGCCAAAGGACUGCCACCUCAGACUGGUUGGAAAGAGCUGCGUGGUCCUCCACAGCUCCGCAGCUUAGGCCGCCCGAACAAUAGGAGGGAGGCUGAAGGGUAGUGGGCGUCGGCCAGGUCCCUGCUGGAGGGAGUGGAGGCCAGUGGUGCUGCUGGUCCCCCAGGUUAGCCCAGGCUACCGGCCUGAACGCCAAGCUCUCAGUCAAAGGCGAGGUGAAGCAGACUUGGUGCCGGUGGCGACUCUCUAGGAGGUGGAGUAAGGCCGAGCCCACGGGGCUGGGACCUGGAGGGAGAGGAGGCUCCGUGGAGAGUCUCGUCUUCGUGGUCCCGCUGCUCGCCUCGGCCUCUGAGCUCUGCCUAGGCUCUGGUGGGCGUCUGUCCCACGUGGGGGAAGCCAGCGGCGCGGGCUCGCGGGGCGCACACCCCUCCGAGUUCCCCUCCCUGGGAUCGGACGCGCCUGCUCCUGGGCAGCUCGGCUCUUGGGGCCAGUGGGUCGCGCUCGCUACUCGCACACCCUUCGGACGCUGCCUGGCCCGGAUCGCCGCCGCCUCCUCCCAGGGAGCUGGCGGGGCGGGGCAGAGGGGGAGAGGGGGUGUGCGGAGCGGGCGGGGAGGGGGCUGAGCGCCGUGGGAGGGAGCGAACGAGCGAGCGAGCGAGAGAGCGAGCGGGGCAUUUCUGCGCAGCUCCGGAGCGUCUUGGAGCCUGCCUGGGCGGCCACUGGACGAAGGGACUCAGAGACAGACAGACAGACGGCUCCCGGAAGCCGCGCCGCCGCCGCCAGGUUAGCAGGGCGCGGAGACCGAGCAGGCUGUUGCUACGUCCCGAGCUCGCGUGCUGGAGGACGUGCGUGGCCGAAGCUACGAUUCGUGUCUUUGCGGGUGCCUGGCUGAGGACGUCCUCCCCAGGGAGCCGGUGUGCCGAGGAGGGGCGUGCUGGUCACCAUGACAACAGAGACAGGUCCCGAUUCUGAGGUGAAGAAGGCUCAGGAGGAGACUCCACAGCAGCCCGAGGCUGCCGCAGCUGUGACCACCCCGGUGACCCCCGCGGGCCACAGCCACCCAGAGACCAAUUCCAAUGAGAAGCAUCUGACCCAGCAGGACACGAGGCCUGCUGAACAGAGCCUGGAUAUGGACGAUAAGGAUUACAGUGAGGCCGAUGGCCUGUCGGAGAGGACCACGCCCAGUAAGGCCCAGAAGUCACCUCAGAAGAUUGCCAAGAAGUUCAAGAGUGCCAUAUGCCGCGUCACCCUGCUCGAUGCUUCUGAGUAUGAGUGUGAAGUGGAGAAGCACGGCCGGGGCCAGGUGCUGUUUGACCUGGUCUGUGAGCACCUUAACCUCCUGGAGAAGGACUACUUCGGUCUGACCUACUGUGAUGCUGACAGCCAGAAGAAUUGGCUGGACCCCUCCAAGGAAAUCAAGAAGCAGAUCCGGAGUAGCCCCUGGAACUUUGCCUUCACAGUCAAGUUCUACCCUCCUGACCCAGCUCAGCUGACAGAAGACAUCACAAGGUACUACCUGUGCCUGCAGCUGAGGGCAGACAUUAUCACAGGCCGCCUGCCUUGCUCCUUUGUCACGCAUGCCCUUCUGGGCUCCUACGCUGUGCAGGCUGAACUGGGUGACUAUGAUGCCGAGGAACACGUGGGCAACUAUGUCAGUGAGCUCCGCUUCGCCCCAAACCAGACCCGGGAGCUGGAGGAGAGGAUCAUGGAGUUGCAUAAGACAUACAGGGGCAUGACCCCGGGCGAGGCAGAGAUCCACUUCCUGGAGAACGCCAAGAAGCUCUCCAUGUAUGGAGUUGACCUGCAUCACGCUAAGGAUUCUGAGGGCAUCGAUAUCAUGCUAGGUGUCUGUGCCAAUGGCCUGCUCAUCUACCGGGACCGCCUGAGAAUCAACCGCUUUGCCUGGCCCAAGAUUCUCAAGAUCUCCUACAAGAGGAGUAACUUCUACAUCAAGAUCCGGCCUGGGGAGUAUGAGCAGUUUGAGAGCACCAUCGGCUUCAAGCUCCCUAACCACCGCUCAGCCAAGCGGUUGUGGAAGGUCUGCAUCGAGCACCACACGUUCUUCCGGCUGGUGUCACCGGAGCCCCCACCCAAGGGCUUUCUGGUGAUGGGCUCCAAGUUCCGGUACAGUGGGAGGACGCAGGCCCAGACCCGCCAAGCCAGUGCCCUUAUCGACCGACCCGCCCCCUUCUUUGAACGUUCUUCCAGCAAACGCUAUACCAUGUCCCGCAGCCUUGAUGGAGCAGAGUUCUCCCGCCCUGCCUCAGUCAGUGAGAAUCACGAUGCAGGGCCUGACGGUGACAAGCGGGAAGAUGACGCCGAGUCAGGGGGACGCCGAUCAGAGGCUGAAGAAGGAGAGGUCAGGACACCCACCAAGAUCAAGGAGCUGAAGCCGGAGCAGGAAACCACGCCACGACACAAGCAGGAGUUCCUGGACAAGCCAGAGGAUGUCUUGUUGAAGCACCAGGCCAGCAUCAAUGAACUCAAGAGGACCCUGAAGGAGCCCAACAGCAAACUGAUCCACCGGGAUCGAGACUGGGAUCGGGAGCGCAGGCUGCCCUCGUCGCCUGCCUCCCCCUCCCCCAAGGGCACCCCGGAAAAAGCCAGUGAGGCCCAGAGGAUCCACGACACUUCUCAGCAGGACUUGGUCCCUGGAACAGCAGCAGGCUUGGAAGUGUUCACUCAGAAAAGCCUCGCAGCGUCUCCUGAGGGCUCAGAGCAUUGGGUAUUGAUAGAAAGAGUUUACACUAGGCCGGAAGACCUUGGCCUCCUCACAGUGCCCGCCACACAACGGGAAGAAAGUGGAUCAAGCCUCACCGAGAUCCUCGCUGAUGGGAGACUCUCCAAGGUAGACAUUCUGGUGGACAAGUUCAAAGUUGAAGUGGCCACAGAAGAAACCGUGAGAGCCCAAAGAACAAGUACUCAGCAGCAAGGGAAAAUGAUUGCAAGUCCAGAAGGCUCAGAGACAAUGAGAGAGGAAGAUGCGUGCCUCAGGGGGGGUCCUAGAGAUGCUACUCGGGCUGCAGGCUACACAUCAACAGACAAGCUCAAGCUCAGGAACACCCGAGUCUCAAAUGGUCAAACAGAGAGCCACGUAGAAUUGAACAAGGGUCUGGAGAGGCCCCAGACCUGGGGAAGACUGACGGCUGCGGGGGUUGGGCCAGUGCAGGGAGAGGUUCUUUCUCCUGCAUCAGACAAAGGGGGACUCCAGUCCUUCCUGUUGGAUCCAGCGCAAACAGAAGCCAGAGCUGACUCGAGUGACGAGACUGACACCUCCUUCGCAGAGAGGAGCUUCUGUCUGAACUACGGAAAGAAAGACUCUGAGGACUCCCUUCUUGCCCCAUCCUUAGGGGACAGAGAAGAGCACCUGGAUGCCCCUCCUGGAGAUGGGACCUGGCUGGAGCUGGCUGGGGCGCACACAGAGAACUGGGAGCCGAAGUCCUCAGACCCAAGGGCUUCUGCCCCGGGUUCCAGCCAGAAUAAAGAUGAAGCCCAUAUGGCUUCCUCAGCAGAAGAAGCCUGGUCCCCCAGGGACCGUGGAAGACCUGAUGAUCUGCAGGGAUCAGCUGUCUGUCAGACUCUGGAAGAGGGCUGGGAAAACACACAAGGGCUGGAAGGAGAGUUGGCCUACCCAGUGGCCGAUGUAGCUGAAGAUGAGGCCCCCACGAGUAUAGAUUGGAUGGGAAAGACUGAAAAAAAAAGUCCUCCGGCAAGAUGGAAGAAGAACCCUCCUGGAGGAGGAGGAGGAGGAGGAGGAGGAGGAGGAGGAGGAGGAGGAGGAGGAGGAGGAGGAGGAGGAAGGGUGCACCUAGAUGCUCAGGCGUGUGCCCUUCUGAGGACCAUCCCUCCCUGUGUUAGGAAGCCAGUCAGGCCAGACCAAGCCAGCUUCCUGCCUAAAGAGAAGGGGGCAGUUUCCACUCAUGCAGUAGAACCUGAGACAGAAGACAGGGAGGCAGUCACGCCCCUGCCAGCCUCCUCUGGUCACACUGAGGUCCUGGCAGCCACUUCUCUAAGCCCAGUCCCUCCUAGAUCAGGGGAGUCUUCGGAGUCCAGGGGUUUCAUUAGAGAUCAGUCCCCCGUGAUUCUUAAGUAUAUCCAUCUCCCUGAAGAGAGUCCAGUGCACAAGGACCCGCAAGGUGAGCGCAAAGCACCUCCAGUGGCCAGCAAGAAGCCCAGAGUUGUCCCUGAAGGAACCGAGGGGCCUGCCCUCCUGGGGUUGGUGCUCCCUUCAGGAAAGCUGGAGACUUCACUCCAGGAUAGGGACCAAGGAGGUUCCCAGGAAGACGUUAGCAAGACCUCAGUGGCUAACAAAAUUCGGAUAUUUGAGACCCAUGGAGCCGAGCCUUGCAGAGCCAGUCAGGGUGAAGUGAGGACCCUUCCACAUGAGCCGCCUUCGGAAGCGUCCCCAGGACAGGUGGAGGAGCGCAGUAAGCCUCGGGACUUGGGCUUUGUCCAACUCCAGCCUCCUGGGGACUUGGCCAGCCCCAAAGUUACCUGUUCUUCUGUCAUGCCUCUGGCUACCCAGCACUAUGGGGAGGCCACCCCAACUACCUCCCACCAGGAAAGAUGCACAGACCCAGAGCUCGUGUCCCCUGACUCAGGCUGUGAAACCACGCUGGAGGAAGCUACUGGGAGCAAAGCCGGAGAUGCGGGCGGGGAAGACAAGAACUCCUUCGGCCGCUUAGCGCCAAGCACCCCUGGGAAGGGGGGGCGUCUGAGAUUCGCCAGCCCUCCGGGCCUUCAGAGAGCAGGGCUGAGGGAGGGCUCAGAGGAGAAAGUCAAACCACCACGCCCACGUGCCCCAGAGAGCGACACGGGAGAUGAGGACCAGGACCAGGAGAGGGACGCCGUAUUCCUGAAGGACAACCACCUGGCCAUUGAGCGCAAGUGCUCCAGCAUUACGGUCAGCUCCACGUCCAGCCUGGAGGCUGAGGUGGACUUCACGGUUAUUGGUGACUACCAUGGCGGCGCCUUUGAAGACUUCUCCCGAAGCCUCCCUGAGCUUGAUCGGGAUAAAAGUGACUCUGAGACAGAGGGCCUGGUGUUCGCCCGGGAUCUCAAGGGGCCCUCCAGCCAAGAGGAUGAAUCUGGGGGCCUCGAGGACAGCCCGGAUCGAGGGGCCUGUUCCACUCCAGAAAUGCCCCAGUUUGAGUCUGUGAAAGCAGAAACCAUGACCGUCAGCAGUCUGGCAAUCAGGAAGAAGAUUGAGCCAGAGGCCAUGCUGCAAAGCAGAGUCUCCGCUGCAGACAGCACCCAGGUUGAUGGGGGUACUCCAAUGGUGAAAGACUUCAUGACAACUCCCCCCUGCAUCACCACAGAGACCAUCUCAACCACCAUGGAGAACAGUCUCAAGUCCGGGAAGGGGGCAGCUGCCAUGAUCCCAGGCCCACAGACGGUGGCCACGGAAAUCCGUUCUCUUUCACCGAUCAUCGGGAAAGAUGUCCUCACCAGCACGUACGGCGCCACCGCGGAAACCCUCUCAACCUCUACCACCACCCAUGUCACCAAAACUGUGAAGGGAGGGUUUUCUGAGACAAGGAUCGAAAAGCGAAUCAUCAUUACUGGGGAUGAAGAUGUCGAUCAAGACCAGGCCCUGGCUUUGGCCAUCAAGGAAGCCAAACUACAGCAUCCAGACAUGCUGGUAACCAAAGCUGUUGUCUAUAGAGAAACAGACCCAUCCCCGGAGGAGAGAGACAAGAAGCCACAGGAAUCCUGACCUCUGUGAAGAGAUGCUGGCGUGUCUGGUCCAACCCAAGCCAGAGAGCCAUUAAGAAGGGGCCUUCACUCUGGAUUCUCCGACAAUACCAACAUCCCAGCUGCGACGUACUGUCACUGAAGAGAGACUGGGAAGGGAAAGCAUAUAUAUAUAGAUAUAUAGAGAUAUAGAUAUAUAUACAGGAAACACCGCGUCCUUGCACCGCUGCUGGGGCUGGCGGAGCAGUCAGCUGAUGGCCACGACCAACAUCUGCAACAACCUUCAUUUCCUUUGCAGACAAAUCGAAUUGGUGGGAAUUUUUUUUCAGGAAAAUGUAUAACAAUCAUAAUCUCUCACUCCCCAAACCCCUUCUCCUGCAAACUAAAAAAGCAGACCGCCAUGAUUGUAGACAUUCCCUUGAACCCCAGCUGCACAGACUCCAGGAUGGACGAGCACCCCGUUUGUUCUCCAGCCUCUGUUGCUCCCUCUAAUGCAAAGGAAGAAAGAAAUUAGAUCACGGAGCCAAGGAAGAGAAGUCACAGCAGCAAGACACGCACGGUUGGCUAUUUGCCAAGAAAGAAUGGAAGUCUCCCCCAUGGAGAGGAGGAGGAGGAGGAGGAGGAGGAGGAGGAGGAGGAGGAGGAGGAGGAGGAGGAGGAACGCUCAGUUGUUCCUUUCUGGGUCUUGACACUGGGCUGCAAAAUCCCUUCUCUGUUCUUCUGCCUCCCCGCUUCACCCUUGACCUCUACUCAUCCUGUCUUCAUAUUCUGUCUCAGCUCCCCUCUGCCUCUCUCCCAACCCUCCUGUUCUGUGUCCUGGUCCUGCUGAGGGCCACUGCAGGUAACUCUCAUUGGAAGAAAAAGAAACUACAAGAGCAAACAGAAGCCAUGGGAAGGGAAGUAGACACUGUGUGCUUCCGGUUUCUCAUGACGGAGGUGCAGCUUGUAGGAGAUUAUAUGACUGUGAUUUUAAGUUAUGUAUAUUACAUGUAACAGGAAACAAAUAUUAAAAUAAACUGUGCUGGUAAGUAUGCAGCUGACAUUUCCAAGUUAUAAUUACCUGACUGUGAUUGAUGUAUCCUAAGGUUCCUAGAUCUUGCCAAACUGGCCCAGCUGAGAACACUGGACUCUGGGUGUGGCCAGCUCCCAGUAGGGCUGACAGAUUCAGUGUAGUGAAACUGUGUGUGGUGUUUGUAACUGGGUGAUUGGUGGGGAGAGUGGAGAAGCCCUCCGUGAAGAGGUGAGGGUUCCGGCCAGAAGGGAGCAACACAGAUGUCAUCCCGAAUAUGCCAGGCCAAAAUGCCUUCUUCCCCAGCAGUAGCUGCCAGGGCCUGGUCUGUGCUCAGGACACUACUGCUGAGGUUCUGUAGGUCAGUCCUCCUACCUCCAGGGGGCUCGCCUUGGUUUUCGGUCCUCUCUCUCUCUCUCUCUCUCUCUGUUUCCUAUUACCAGGGUCUUUGUUUGGGUUUGUGCUCGGCCAUGUCUUGCUCUGCUCCUCAGCACCUCAUCACAAUGAGUUCUUUAAAGGGAGGUGGGGUCCUAGCUAAGGUGGAGAACAGCGACUCUAACCUGGUUUUCUGAAAUGCCCAGCCAGCCUUUCCCCUCUGCCUCUGUCUGUCUUGUGAAUCAUCCUCUUCUUCCUGAGCUAAAGUAGCCACGAUAAAGAGGCCAUGAGCACAGGGAAGGCCACAAUAGGCCCAUGCUGCAUUUCCAAAAGCCUCAGCCAUCCCUAAACUAGAGCAGGCUUGAGGAAGUGUUGCCAUCCGGCUCCAUCUGCAUCAGACCCUGGCUUGCAGGACCUCCAUCAGUCAGUAUCUAAGCUCAGAAAUGGCCUUGAGGUGACAGGAGCCCUUGGAGAAAACGCUGCCACAGGCUGCUAUUUCGGCCUGGCACAUACAGGCUUCCUCUGGCUUGCUCUCAAUGUCUCUCCCUUUCUGAGUGAAAGUAUCCCACGGCAGUCCCAUCUCACUUCCUGUCCUGCUAAGGCACUUCAUACAUUUAGUCAACAGAUGUUUACCAGUUUCCUGCUUGUGUCAGGCUCUGUUUUCAAGGCAGAAGGAGAGGGAGGGACCUGGGAAGCCACUGGACAAGCCUGUCUGUCCCUAUCCAUAGCUGGCUCUUUUCAGUACCCUUCUUCACGCCCUCCACCUGAUGAGACAGUCCCGUGAAAUGUCUCCGGGAGAGCCCCGGCUGGAUGUGUUCUCUUGGCUUGCUUCUUGGUUACUCUUGUGAUGUACACCUUCCCUACUCACAGGUGCUGGCCUGACACAGGGCAAGAAGCUAGGAGAGCUUCUGUCUCUGUGGCAGCUGAGACGAGCCAAGCUCUUAGAUAACAGAGCCAGCCAUAUGCCCCCGGUGCAGGCUGGUAGGCCUGCCCUGCUCCAGUGGGGCAGCACAUUGUCUCUGCUCCAGGAUCUUUGGCCAUUCUUGAUGGAGAAGCCACAGAACCUCCCUCCUGCUCCUCACGGCAUGCAAGCUCCCACUGCUUCUCUGAGCCCGGAGCAGGAACGGCUCUAUCACCUUGGAAUCAGGCUCGGGCCUCACCUACUUUUGCAGGAACUCCCCGGCCUGAACACACAAGACAUACAUACCUCAGAGGGAGCCUCAUUGUACCUGCUCUGAAUGUGGGCUACAGGGCAAGGACGAAAUGACCCAGCUUAGCUCGUGGGACAUUAGGGUUUGGGGAGAUACUUACUCCAUGGAUGUUCUGACCGGUUCUUACUAUUUUUUUUUCUCCCAGAGAGGCAGUCAGUACCCCGCCCAGGGAGGAGGAGACCUGCACAGCUAAAAUCUAGGGCACCGUCUCCUCCCCCUCCUCCACUUCAUAGAGAAUAAGGACGUUGUGUUGUCUGACUUCAGCCUACUUUUUCCUUUUGCUUUUUUUGUGUGUCUGUCUCAUCAUCUCUGUGGCACCUCGCUCUCCAGGGGGCCAGGUAACAGUGAGAAAAGCCACCUAGAGCAGUCAGGGUUCCAGGUGAGCAUCUCAAUGCAGCUCCUAACUCACCGUGUGACACUGGGCUGUCCCAUUUCACAUAACUCAAAGGACAGGGCAAGCAUUACACCCUGAGCCUCUUUCCCAUUCUGUGUCUCAUGCGCCUUUGUUUUCCCCACGUUUGCUUUCUGUGAAUCUUUUCCACACGAGGGCAGAGGAAGUGCCAGGAGCUGUUUCAGUUUCUGAAUCCUGCAAGCACAUACCAAGACUGGCCUGAAAUUGCAUGAGCAACAUCACUCUAGAUAUCUAUUUUUUUUUCAAAAGCACCUUAGCAGCCACCUGCAAUGCUGUCCUGUUCCUUUUCUCCCAGUCCCCUCUCUCCUCUCUCGUCCCCACGCUUCCCCACCUCAGUGCUCCGUGCUGUAUGCGUGUGCUCUCUGUUCUUGUAUAAUCAAUAAAAGUGAAAUAAAUGUGUUUGAUGCUGAA